Molecule: messenger RNA, 267 nt
Organism: Maudiozyma barnettii
Lineage: Eukaryota; Fungi; Ascomycota; Saccharomycetes; Saccharomycetales; Saccharomycetaceae
Gene: RSM19
Product: mitochondrial 37S ribosomal protein uS19m
Exons: 1
Coding region: 1-267 (88 amino acids)
Biological process (GO): translation; ribosomal small subunit assembly
Cellular component (GO): cytosolic small ribosomal subunit; ribosome
Molecular function (GO): structural constituent of ribosome; RNA binding
Source: RefSeq, a predicted model, not a curated record
AUGCAUGCGACAAUACGAGUAUUAGCAAGGUCCGCGUGGAAAGGACCAAAUAUUGUUCCAUUACCUAUAAGGGAGGCAAUGUCCAAAGGUACACCAAUCAGAACCAACGCACGUUCUGCCACGAUUUUACCUCAGUUUGUGGGUCUGAAGUUUCAAAUACAUAACGGUAAGGAAUAUGUUCCGUUGGAAGUCAGUGAAGAUAUGGUCGGUAGAAAACUGGGGGAGUUUGCACCAACAAGAAAGAGACUCACUUUCACGAAGAAAUGA